This is a messenger RNA of Osmerus eperlanus (European smelt), 1977 nucleotides long. Its product is annotated as matrix metalloproteinase-28-like. Gene Ontology annotation, cellular component: extracellular matrix. Gene Ontology annotation, molecular function: zinc ion binding; metalloendopeptidase activity. The transcript is spliced from 8 exons. The record is from RefSeq and is a predicted model, not a curated record. Gene Ontology annotation, biological process: extracellular matrix organization; proteolysis; collagen catabolic process. NCBI's taxonomy places the organism in Eukaryota, Metazoa, Chordata, Actinopteri, Osmeriformes, Osmeridae. Bases 13 to 1593 code for a protein of 526 amino acids.
GGCAUAUUCAGGAUGUACAGUUCACCUGACUUAAAAAAAGGGACAUUCGGUCUUUGGCUGUCUAGCUUGCUUCUCAUAUCGAAAUUAAUCGAUGGAUCACCUGUAGCAGUCGUUGAGAGUGCAUCCGAAAACAGUGCAGAGAAUUUUCUAGAGAAAUAUGGAUACCUUGAGGGGAAAGACCAUCACAAACACAAUGCAGUUGAGGUCAACACAGCUCUCAGGGAGUUCCAGUGGCUCAGCCAUCUACCGGUCACGGGGCGGCUGGAUGGUGCCACAGAGCGUCAGAUGGCAGUGCCCAGGUGUGGGGUGAAGGACGACAGGGGCCAGAGUGCCUGGGCCCAGCUUGUCAACGCCAUCUUCCUGGGGGAUGCGGCCACCGACAGAGGAAACCUGCGCAGGAAGCGCCACAUCCCGCUAGAUGAGAAGUGGCACAAACGUCACCUGUCUUACCGGGUGGUGAACUGGCCUGCCCACCUCCCACAGGGCCAGGUGGCCCUGGCUGUGCGCACUGCCUUCCAGCUGUGGAGCAACGUCUCUGCGCUGGUCUUCCGAGAGGUCAGCCAAGGCUCAGCUGAUAUCCGGCUGGCUUUUUAUGAAGGGGAGCACAACGAUGGCAUGGGGAAUGCCUUUGAUGGUCCAGGGGGCGCCCUCGCCCACGCCUUCUUCCCCUGUCGAGGGGAGGCCCACUUCGACAUGGCGGAACGCUGGACGCUGAAUGGGUACAAGGGCCACAACCUUUUCAUGGUGAUCGCACAUGAAAUCGGUCACACCCUGGGUCUGGAACAUUCCCCGGUGCGACACUCUCUCAUGUCCCCCUACUACAAAAAGCUGGGCAAGGCCACGGUGCUGAGCUGGGACGACAUCUCGGCUGUGCAGAAGCUCUACGGGAGGCCAGAGAGGGGCCAUGCGGUCCAGGUGCCUGGCUGGGUGUUCAGCUCUUCCCUUCAGGACUGGGACCUGGCACAGGGGGGCGCUCGUGGGCCCGCCCCGCCUCCAUACUGCAAGGGCUUCUUUGACGCCAUAACCAUGGAUCAGAAUGGCAUCACUCUGGUGUUCCACGGGGGUCUCUACUGGACUGUGUCAUCAGCGGGGGAAGUGAGUUCCCCUCGACCUCUACACAGUCGCUGGGCAGAACUACCCCUCGCCAUCGAAGCGGCUGCUUACUCCCUAUUGGACAACAAGUUCUACUUUUUCAAAGGCAGACGAGUGUGGCGCUAUGCCAACAGUACUCUGGAGCCUGGCUUCCCCAUGCGCAGCAGCAAGCUUGGUCUCCCAGGCCACCCAGACUGUGCCUUCUACUACCCCCGACUGGGCCACCUUGUCCUGUUUAAGGGCCAGCGCUACUAUGUCCUCAACCUGGGCUCCCUUAGCCCUGAGCCCUAUUAUCCCCGGAGCCUGACAGACUGGAAGGGAAUCCCCAAAGGGACCAAUGGUGCCCUGAGUCACCCUGAUGGCCAGGUGUUCUUCUUCAGGGAACAGGAGUACUGGAACUUUGACCCGGAGAAGGUGCAAGUGACAGGCGGAGGGAGGUGGGACAGAGAGUUGAGCUGGACUGGCUGUGGGAAACCUCUCGCGGGCAAUGAUAUACUUUGACCACAAGAGGGAGGCAAAAACUAAAAGGCACUUCGAUAUACUUUGUAGGAAAGUUUUUUACUUCAUAUUGAAUUAUAAAUGAAUGGUCAUUACAUAUUAACAACCUAGGAACUGCUUUUCCCUUGUGGGAGUUAUUAAUAAACAAAAAGAGGUGUUCCCAGAAGUAUGUGUAUUCUUAGACACAAACUAGCUUCAUCAGGUAACCAUAAAAGAGGAUUUGGUUACGGUCUCACAUUUUAUGUUUAUUCAGUAUUAUUGAAAUGUAUUCUGAUAAUAUUUAGUUUGAAAUGGUUUGUUUUGUUUCAUUCUUGACAGUAUUACGCUCUCUGUAUGAGUCAUUGGCCAACUGUGGGCUAUGAAUUACAUGUGUCUUUUUAGACAAAU